Trypanosoma brucei brucei TREU927 is the source of this 411-nucleotide messenger RNA. RefSeq lists its product as hypothetical. The transcript has a single exon. The record is from RefSeq and is a predicted model, not a curated record. NCBI's taxonomy places the organism in Eukaryota, Euglenozoa, Kinetoplastea, Trypanosomatida, Trypanosomatidae. Bases 1 to 411 code for a protein of 136 amino acids.
AUGCGCAAAGCAAAGCAAAAAAAAAAAAGCAAAGCAAAGCAAAAAAAAAUGUACGAAGAGGAGGAUGAUGAUAACAAAUGUGUUUGGUUCACUCCUUUGAGUCAUUUUCUGCCUGAGGUAUCUUUUUUUUCCUUCUUUUUGUUUGAUUGUUUUAUUGCUUGGUCAAAUUUUACAUCUCCCCUGUUUUGUUGUUUCAUUUUUUUUUUUUUAAUUUUCCUUCUUCUUUUCCUCUGGUGCUUUAGCACCUUUUUUUUUUCUUCUCCCCCAUCGCUAACAAGUAUGUGCAUUUGCGUUUGUGUUCCUUCCACUCAGUCUCUGCAAUCAAUUCAUCUCUUUUUUUCUUUCUUCCCCCCAUCUUCUUCUAUAAAUAAAUAUAUAUAUAUAUAUAUAUAUUAUUAUUAUUAUUAUUAA